AUGCACUUAUCACCUCUCAAACAACGGCACAGUUAUUUCGAAUUCAUCUCCAAUUUGACACGACUCGGAAAACCACCGCUAGUAACUACUACCACCACCACACCAAACGAAACACCGAUGCUCAAACUUCACGGAGAUGCUCGGUCGACCUGCACCAAGCGGGUAGCUACUAUCCUUUUCGAGAAAGCCGCGCACUUCGAGCUUGUCCCAGUCGUCGGCGCGGCCAGCAAAUCAGCCGAGUACAAGGCUACAAUGCAACCCUUCGGACAAAUCCCUGUGCUCGAAGACGACGGAUACUUCCUUUACGAAUCGCGCGCCAUCGGACGCUAUAUUGCGGAAAAGUACCGCGACCAGGGCACAAUGGGACUUAUUCCAAACGGUGACUUGAAGGAAAUGGGACGAUUCGAGUGUGCAUUGUCCAUGGAAGCGACCCAGUUUCUUCCUGCGGAACUCCUCGCAUACGAGGCUGCCUUCAAACCAUUCAAAGGCGGCAAGACGGACCCUGCGGAAGUCGCUCGUCUCACAAGCGAACUUGCAGCAAAACUCGAUGCGUAUGACCAAAUUCUCGGCAAAACCAAAUACCUUGCAGGAGAUUCGAUCACUCUCGCCGACCUCUACCACAUCCCGUACGCCGACAUGUUGACCAACUUGCUCAAGAGCGACCUUCUCACCAACGAGGCUGCUCGUCCCAACGUUGCUCGCUGGUACCACGACAUUACUUCGCGUCCAAGCUGGCUCGCGGUCAAAAACGGAGUGCCUGCGUCGGCGUGA
This is a messenger RNA of Mycena indigotica, 771 nucleotides long. Its product is annotated as Glutathione S-transferase. The record is from RefSeq and is a predicted model, not a curated record. Bases 1 to 771 code for a protein of 256 amino acids. Gene Ontology annotation, cellular component: cytoplasm. NCBI's taxonomy places the organism in Eukaryota, Fungi, Basidiomycota, Agaricomycetes, Agaricales, Mycenaceae. Gene Ontology annotation, molecular function: glutathione binding; glutathione transferase activity. The transcript is spliced from 5 exons.